GCGGUCGUCGUUCUCCUUAGGUUUCGCAGAGGUCCUGCACUUAUUAAACACGUCGCCAUUGGUGCUCUCGUCGUCUGAAGAGUUGAACAAAGUCUCCUCCUCCUCCUCAUUUGCAAUUUAAAGUGAAAGUACACCCGAAGCUUCACUAUGGCGAAGUCACGUGUGGUUUUAGUUAGUUACUAUUUAGUUCAAAUAACUCAUCUGGGAAGAAACCAUGUCAACACAUUCACAUGGCCGUGACCAAGAUCUGCUUACGCAGCACAACAUCACCCACAUCCUGUCCAUCCAUGACACAGCUGCACCUGUCUUAGAGGACAUGACAUAUCUUUCUAUAGCUGCAGCUGAUGACAGGAAGCAAGACCUGAUUCAGUUCUUCAAAGACAGCAUCAGUUUUAUCCAAAAUUCAAGACUGAAAGGAGAAGGCUGUCUUGUCCACUGUGUAGCAGGAGUGUCCCGUAGUGUGACACUUGUGUUGGCCUACAUCAUGACUGCGACAGGUCGGGGAUGGGUGGAUUCUCUGGCAGCGGUGAGGGCAGCCCGGCCAUGUGCAGGCCCCAACCUGGGCUUCCUAAGGCAGCUGGAAGAGUUUGAGAACACAGAACUGAAAGAAGUAGGAACCACUUUGCACACUACAUAAUAUAUGCACACACAGACACACACACAGUGACUCUCUC
Phyllopteryx taeniolatus (common seadragon) is the source of this 674-nucleotide messenger RNA. RefSeq names its product dual specificity protein phosphatase 22-B-like. The record is from RefSeq and is a predicted model, not a curated record. Gene Ontology annotation, biological process: transforming growth factor beta receptor signaling pathway; protein dephosphorylation; positive regulation of JNK cascade. Lineage: Eukaryota; Metazoa; Chordata; Actinopteri; Syngnathiformes; Syngnathidae. Bases 215 to 637 code for a protein of 140 amino acids. Gene Ontology annotation, cellular component: cytosol. Gene Ontology annotation, molecular function: protein tyrosine/serine/threonine phosphatase activity. The transcript is spliced from 5 exons.